Molecule: messenger RNA, 426 nt
Organism: Fusarium poae
Lineage: Eukaryota; Fungi; Ascomycota; Sordariomycetes; Hypocreales; Nectriaceae
Exons: 1
Coding region: 1-426 (141 amino acids)
Source: RefSeq, a predicted model, not a curated record
AUGCGUACUUCAUUCAUUCUCCAACUACCCACAACAAUAGCGAUAGCUAUCAUUCUCUUCUCAUGUCUCGUACUGGCAUCGCCAAACUCGGACAACACAUUGAUUCAACGCGACGAAGAAGAAGGCUCAGGAUGCAGCACAGAAGGCCAAUGGCACUGCAUGACCAAUUCAUUUCAAAGAUGCGCCGAGGGCCACUGGUCCAUGAAAAUGAACAUGGCUGAAGGGACAAAAUGUGUUCCAGCAGGUUAUACAGAUGACUUUAAUUUUCGUAUUGAGCAUGAGGGAAAUAACCACGACAAUGAGGAGGACCAAAGUGAUGAGAACCGGAGUAACGGUCGUACGAGUCCAGGAGCACGGAACUCGAACAGCCUUGCUGUAGUUGUGAUUGUUUCCUCUUUAUGGACCGCUUUAGGAUUUAUCGCAUAG